This is a messenger RNA of Misgurnus anguillicaudatus (oriental weatherfish), 2263 nucleotides long. It is a transcript of the gene ccdc170, whose product is annotated as coiled-coil domain containing 170. The record is from RefSeq and is a predicted model, not a curated record. NCBI's taxonomy places the organism in Eukaryota, Metazoa, Chordata, Actinopteri, Cypriniformes, Cobitidae.
AUGGCGCUCUCGAGCUGUUAAAUGUUAUUGUGUUGCUUGGAUACCCCAUAAUGUCAAGGGAAACAUUUUAACACAUAAACCCGAAACAGCAUCAGACUCGACUCGAAUAGAUAUUGAUGUUGACAAAGAAGCGGCACAGAGAUAUAAUCGGGCUGUAUUCACACACAGAUUGACAGCAUGUCAGCAAUGGAAGAGUCUGUAAUCCAACAACACUUGGCACACUAUAAACAAGCCACUGAAACAGCCCGUGAAGAACUAGCAGCUCUACAGGCCAAAUUUCAGAGUCUCCAAUCCCAGCUUUUGGAUGCCCAAUCAAAAGUUGCAUCUCAAGAGGAGACAAUCAAAAAUCUAAAAGAUGCAACUGAUAGACACAAGGAGAAGGAGGCGAGGCAGGAGUCUCUCAUCUGCUCUCUAAGAGAACGGAUCUACAACACAGAGCAAGAGAUGCUCUCCAUCACCUCCUCCAAAAACAUCAUGGACAUGAAAAUACAGACGCUGGCAAAAGAGAACGAGGAAGUCAAAGAGAAACUGACGGACCUUGAUGUCAAGUCAAAACAGUAUUUUGCAGAAUGGAAUAAAGCAAAACAGGAAGCCACUGAGACCCAGAGGAGAUCUGAUGAGUUCAUAUCAACACUGGCAAGCAAACUGUCCAUGAAUUUAGCUGGAAAAGCAGAUCCUACGGAUUAUAUUGUUUCUACGGUGGAAAGCUGCUUCAAAGAGAAAGAGAGACUGAAGAACAGCAUCUGUGCUUUAGAGGAGAGCGUGAAGUCUUAUGAGGUGGAGUGUAAAGCCAGCAGAGAAACGGUCAAGAGAUUGGCCACCGAUGUUGACCAUGAACAAACGCUUUCAGCCUCUCGAGUGAAUGAGCUGAACUCUGUCAGAAAGGAACUUGAUGUUGUCUCUCUGAGAAAGCUUGGUUUGGAAAGGGAAAACCAGACCCUUAAAAACUCCCUGCAGGAGACACGACAGGCCCUCGCAUCUGCCCAGCAAAACUCCGAACACUAUGAGAAUCUGACUCAAGAUCUGAAUAACAAACUUCAUCUCAGUCAAAAUGAAUCACAGCUAUCUCAUAGUCAGCAUGAAGCCUUCGUGAAAGAGUUGAAGACCCUGCUUCGUGAUCGUUGUCUAUCUGAACACCCCACAACUGAGGAACUACUGAAGGCUGUAACAGCAGUUUGUAGCAAUGAGAAAAGUGCAAGAAAGUCCGAGUUAGAGAUGGAAGGAGAGCUGGCAGAACUGCGGGAGGAGAUGUCCAGAUACAAAGAACAUCAGAGGAGCUCAGGACUGAGAGAGCAGAAGCUCAUCAACAAAAUACAAAACCUGGAGGACGAGCUGCUCACCGCUGGAGUCUGCAAAGAUGGAAUGAGUCAAGAUAAACAGCACUAUAUGCGGUUUGUGGAGCAGCUGUCAGAGAAAUUAAAGGUGGAAGAUGUUGCAGCAGAUCUGGGUUUUGAUAUGAGAUUAGAGGCCAUUCUUGCUCGAGCACAGCAGCUGACCAGACAAGAAGGAACCGCGUUACUCGAGACCAGGACCCAAGUCCAUAACCUCCAGAGAAAGCUGAAAGAACAGAAGCAGCGUUCAGACAGUAAAGAGCUUCAUCUGGAGCUGCUGAUGAAAAAGGUAUCACAGCUGGAUGAAGAGAAGAGGAGUCGGUCAGCGCUUGCCGUGGAGAAAGAUGAUGCCACCCUGACCUGUAAAAAGCUGCAGAAGAGAGUUGAUCGACUACAGGCCGAGCUCAGCACCUUACGCUUCUCUAACACCGAACUGAAAGCCCAGCUGUCCCACACCAAUGAACUAAAGAUCAAAGUGAUGGAACAAACCCAAACCAUAGAGGAACAGAAUAAGAACCUGGGCAAACUCGGGAAAAGCAAAAUAAAGACCGAGGAGAAACUGAGCACCAUGAAGUCAGAGCUACAGAAUCAGGAACUCCGAGCCAGAGAUGAAAUCCUGCAAGCACAGAGACUCCUAAACACACAGUCGAGUGCCAUAACAGAGCUCGCUCACACUGAGAAACAGUUGCUGGACUUCCAUACUGUGGUGUCUCAGAUGUUGGGUGUCGAUGGCACCGGCUGUGUCCCAAACUAUGAAGUUCUCAGACGAUUGGAGGUUCUGAUGCAGUCACGCCACUGUCAUUGUGAUGCUCAUCUGCACCAGUGUCACAAACCUCAGACGUGGGAAUCUCCAGUGUCCUUUGUAAAUGCUGCACCGCAGGCUCUGCCGAGCCCUGGAGCCCACAGUGCCGAUAAUGAACACUAGAUACGUU